AUGGAGGUUGAUGAGCAACAAACCCCAUCCAAAAGCACUCUUAAAACGAACCUGAGAAGCUCAACACUAUCAUAUAAUGAUAGAUACAACUCUAAUAAAACAAGCACUUCUUCAAAUAAUAAUAACAACACAAAUUAUAACACAAAAAUCUCCUAA
This is a messenger RNA of Acaulospora colombiana, 156 nucleotides long. The record is from the annotation of a GenBank genome assembly. NCBI's taxonomy places the organism in Eukaryota, Fungi, Glomeromycota, Glomeromycetes, Diversisporales, Acaulosporaceae.